UUACUUUUGUAAUAAUACCACUUUGUACUUGCUUCUUACUAGCCGUACCCAACGCGAUGUUGGGUUUUCACAAAACUAUGUCCCUUUAUUGCGUGCUAUUGCUAUGCUUAGUGUCGCGUUUAACUGAAGCAGCUGCCGUGGAUAGCCAGAACAUUGUAGAAGGCACAGGUACAGUGAAUACAGUAUGUUUUAACGGAUUGGGAUGCCUGGACUUCAAACCUAACCUGAAUGCGGAAAAUGAAGAACCAAUGCAAGUGUUCGAGCUUUUCACCAGGAAGAAUAAAGAAAAUGAUCAGGGUCAGAUGCUGGACGUUAAAUUUACUGAAACAAUAACAAACUCAAAUUUUCAACCGAAAAAUCCUACAAAGAUCCUUAUCCACGGUUGGAUGUCCGAAAAAGAAGACAUGCGGUCAUGGAUGCCGGAUUUUAAAGAUGAACUGUUAAAAAAUUCCGACUCAAAUGUCAUAUUCGUACAAUGGAAAAGUAGCCAAAUCUGGUACCCUACCUCGGUACAACAACUUAAAGGCGUAGCAAACGAAACCGCUAUUCUAAUCAAAUAUUUAAAGAACCACCUGGGACUAGAUCUGACAAAUGUCCAUCUGAUAGGACACAGUUUAGGAGCGCACACAGUCGGUUUUGUUGGCAAACACCUCCAAGGGCAAGUAGGCCGCAUCACAGGGCUUGACCCUGCCGGACCGGCGUACUACAAUGCGCCCCCUGCGAAUAGGCUUGAUUAUACGGAUGCACAAUUCGUAGACGUCAUACACACGGGUGGAACAAGCAGGCUUUUUGGACUAGGUUUAAGAAAGGCUAUUGGCCACAUUGACUUUUAUCCGAACGGCGGUCAAAAGCAACCGGGAUGCUAUAAAAAACAGGACAAGGGAGGUUUUAUGGCACCAGCGACUGAACUCUUUUGUACCCACAUAAGAGCCCUGCAAGUAUUCUACGAAUCUAUUAACUCAAAAUGCCCGUUCGUUGCAAACAAAUGCGAUUCAUAUGAGGAUUUCCAACAGGGUAAAUGUUUUUCAACUAACGAAACAGAUUUGAACAUAAUGGGUAUGAAUGCAACAAAACCUACUCAUCCUCCUGGUACAAAGUACUUCUUAACCACGGGAAUGGUCUCGCCGUAUUGCAGAAAGCAGUAUAAGGUCAAAUUGAAUUUAGCUAAACCCUUAGGAUAUGCCCUAAACGACAACGAUUUAAUUAGCAAUUCAGAUGCGCUACAAAAUGUCGACGAGACAACGGAUCCAGACAGUCUUGUGAUCAUCCAACCUUCCGAUAAAUGAGAAACGAAGGAGUUCUGCAGGGACGAUAUUAUAACAAGAUUUUGUAACAGUAUAGCGACAAAAACUGAAGAAUAUGAUACUAGAUAGGAUAUAAAACAUUUUUUUGCAAUAGUAAAAUUAGAAAAAAUAUUAUAAAUAUAGUAGUGUGUAAUAAAGUUAUUGAUGGACAGUU
Molecule: messenger RNA, 1458 nt
Organism: Adelges cooleyi (spruce gall adelgid)
Lineage: Eukaryota; Metazoa; Arthropoda; Insecta; Hemiptera; Adelgidae
Product: pancreatic lipase-related protein 2-like
Exons: 9
Coding region: 57-1286 (409 amino acids)
Biological process (GO): lipid metabolic process
Molecular function (GO): lipase activity
Source: RefSeq, a predicted model, not a curated record